Melopsittacus undulatus (budgerigar) is the source of this 2639-nucleotide messenger RNA. RefSeq names its product N-acetylneuraminate synthase (gene NANS). Gene Ontology annotation, molecular function: N-acylneuraminate-9-phosphate synthase activity. Lineage: Eukaryota; Metazoa; Chordata; Aves; Psittaciformes; Psittaculidae. The transcript has 6 exons. The record is from RefSeq and is a predicted model, not a curated record. Gene Ontology annotation, biological process: carbohydrate biosynthetic process. The coding region runs from base 88 to 1167 and encodes 359 amino acids.
GGCGGCGGCGCGGAUUGGCUGUCCCGCGGCAGGCCGAGGCCGCGGCGCUGGCGGCAGUGAGCGAGCGCAGCGCGGGUGGCCGCCAUCAUGUCGCGGGAGUUCGAGCUGUGCCCAGGGCGGCGAGUUGGCGGCGAUCAGCCAUGCUUCAUCAUCGCAGAGAUCGGGCAGAACCACCAGGGCGAUCUGGACAUCGCCAAGCGCAUGAUCCUCAUGGCCAAGGAAUGUGGAGCAGACUGUGCCAAGUUCCAGAAGAGUGAACUGGAGCACAAGUUCAACAAGAAAGCUUUAGAAAGGCCCUACACGUCUGAACACUCCUGGGGAAAGACCUACGGGGAGCACAAGCGCCACCUGGAGUUUAGCCACGACCAGUACAGGGAGCUGCAGAAAUACGCCGAGGAAGUUGGUAUUUUCUUCACAGCUUCUGGCAUGGAUGAGAUGGCUGUGGAAUUUUUACAUGAACUGGAUGUUCCAUUUUUCAAAGUAGGAUCAGGAGAUACAAACAAUUUUCCCUAUUUGGAGAAGACUGCAAAGAAAGGUCGCCCAAUGGUGAUUUCCAGUGGGAUGCAGUCAAUGAACACAAUGCACCAGGUUUAUGAGAUUGUGAAGCCCCUCAAUCCAAACUUCUGCUUCCUGCAGUGCACCAGUGCAUACCCGCUUCAGCCAGAGGAUGUCAACCUCCGUGUUAUAUCGGCCUAUCAGUCAGCUUUUCCUGAUAUCCCCAUUGGCUACUCGGGGCAUGAAACUGGCAUCGCCAUUUCAGUGGCAGCGGUUGCAUUGGGAGCUAAAGUGGUGGAACGCCAUGUGACUCUGGACAAAACAUGGAAAGGAAGUGACCACCAGGCAUCCCUGGAGCCAAAUGAACUGGCAGAGCUGGUGAAAGCCAUCCGUACUGUGGAAAAAGCAAUGGGAUCUCCAGUCAAACAGCUACUGCCCUGUGAAAUGGCUUGCAAUGAAAAGCUGGGAAAAUCCGUUGUGGCAAAAGUAGCAAUUCCUGAAGGUGCAGUACUGACACUUGAUAUGCUGACAGUGAAGGUGGGAGAGCCCAGGGGAUUUCCUCCAGAAGCAAUCUUUGAUCUGGUGGGCCAGAAGGUUAAAACAAAUAUCGACGAAGACGAAACCAUCACUGAGCAAGCAGUUGAAAAUCACGUCAAAAAAGUAAAGUGCUAAAUCAGAGCACUGUAUUCUGUAUUUCAUCAUAUAUAUUUAAGUAUAGCAGCAUGGUAGAUUAGAAGGAAAAUGUAAUUAUGAGGAUCCAAGCAGGUUAGAAUUUUCAGGUUCUCAAGUUUCUGAAGCAAGUGGAGAUAAAUUAUGAAGGGCAAUUUUAUUAGAAAUUAUGUAGCAUUGCAUUUAGAAAAUACUGUGCUCCUCCUUUCUCCAUUCCUCUUAACGUAGGUUAAUUUGGAGGUUUGCCACAUGUAAGACCACAGUCUGCUACUGUCUAGCUUCCUUUUCUGGUAAGAACAGUAAAUUAUGGUAUUUUUUUUUCAGGUUGAGUUCUAACUCUAUACCUUUCAGUGUUCCUUUCUUCUUCACUCUGUGAUAACAGCAUGCUAAUUGGAGUUGAAUGGAGAUAGAUGAAAGUUUACAUAUGCUGAGACAGUGCAGCCUGAUGGAUUUUUCUUAAGACUUAAAAUAAAAAAGUCUUGAGAUAAAGCAGUGGGUUGCAGGAAUCUGCACAAUGGGGACAAUGAGCUUCUUGAGAAAGCUGUGUUCUUAGGAGACAGUACCCAAAAAGGAGGCAAAUAGGACAUGUAGAAAGGUCCUAUUUAACGGGCAAGGAAAGAGCCUUUUUAUACUUUUUGUGAACUGAAAGGCAUGAGGGCAAGCAGAGAGAUUAAGGAGGAAAGAGUAGAUCCAAGAUGGAUCAGUGGAAAUAAACUUAUCAUACACUUCAGAAACAAGUCAGAAGCAUCUGUUAUGAACUGAGUGGAGCCUGGAAUCUUAAAUCAAUUUGGAUACCUUUGGGGAUACUAUGUUGGGGCAGCUUCUCUGGUAGGAAGCCAAAGGCUGGUGAAGAUUCAGCAGUUCCUUCCUGGACUAACCCAUUGUGUUGGGUUCUUUCCCCUGACUUUGGAGGCAGCUGAAGCUGGAUGUUUGACCAGAUCACAUAAUGGAGCUUCAGCUUGUGGUCAGUGCUGCUCUUGUGUUCUCUGUGCCUGCAGAAGAGCUGCUUGUUUUUCAAAUAUAAAGUGCAAUCCUACUUCUGUCAGCUUGCUGCUCUUCCCUUUGUCCAGGAAGGAGCUCUGUGACAGCAGUUGAAUCUCUCAGCAUGGUUAGUACAGAGAUGCUUUGGUGUAAUUCAUCUCCAUUUUUCUUAAGUGGAAUCAUUUACCUAGUGAUGGUUAUUUGGAACUUGCUACCUCUUGGUCAUGAGUUGAUGAAGUGUCUUGAGUUUGGUGGUGGUGUUUCUGUGCCUGUGAGCUGUUGACUUUCAAGAUGUUUACCUUUCUACAGUUCCAAGGAAGCUGUGUUUGCAUCUUUAAACUCAGAAGCAGAGAUCCUUUGAGUCGUGCUUGACCAUAUGUGAGCUCUGACUGAUGCAGUAUGCUUGCCUUAUGUUAAGAAAACUGCUCAAUUGUUAAAUGAUUCUUUUUUUUGUCUGUUUCAAAUUGGAAAAAUAAAUUUACCUUAUAAAACAA